AUGCACGUCCUCGGCAGCAUCGGCCACGGCUUCGGCCAGCGCCGCAAGACCCCCCAGCCCAGGAGCCUGCACAUCCGCAAGGUCUCCUUCUCGGGCUCGUCCCUCUCCUCCGGCUGCUCCUCCUCCGCCUCCUCCGCAUCCUCCUCGUCGGCGCCGUCGUCCGCCGUCACGGCCGCCUCCUCCCCCGGCGGCUUCGACCCUCUCCACCUGCAUCCCACGUUCCACCCGCCCCCGCGGCUGCACGACCGGCCCAUCCUCAGCCCCCGCAGCCGGAGCGGCUUGCCCCCCGUGCCGGCGCUGCUGGACGACGCCGGCGACGACGACGACGACGACGACGCUGAUUCUACCGACCUGGACGAGGGCUACGACGACGACGGCUCCACCGUCUUCGGCGGGCCGCCGCCGCCGCCGCCGCCGCCGCCGCCGCCGCCGCCCUACGCCCAGGACUACUUUAUGCUGCAGCUGGCCGCGAGGCCGGCCGCCCCGCGCUCCCGCUGGUCCGACUCGACCAUCCAGACCGUGGGCGACGCGGCCGACGACCUGGCGGUGCACGAGUACGGCGGCGACUGCGACGCCGCGCCGGGGGAGCGUGGGCCGCCGCCGGUGCCCAACUUUAGCCACAAGCGCGGCGUGUCGGGGUCGCGACGGCCGCCCAUGAGGUCGCUGGACAGCCUGGACGACCUGAUCAAGAAGGGGGGAUGGAAGAGGCGGGGCGUGGUGUUUACCGAGGGAGACGUCAACUCGCACGCCUCGAUAUGA
This is a messenger RNA of Ustilaginoidea virens, 759 nucleotides long. RefSeq lists its product as uncharacterized. The transcript has a single exon. NCBI's taxonomy places the organism in Eukaryota, Fungi, Ascomycota, Sordariomycetes, Hypocreales, Clavicipitaceae. The record is from RefSeq and is a predicted model, not a curated record. The coding region runs from base 1 to 759 and encodes 252 amino acids.